AUGGAAAUGGAAAUGGAAAUGGAAAUGGAAAUGGAAAUGGAAAUGGGAAAUGGAAAUGGAAAUGGAAAUGGAAAUGGAAAUGGAAAUGGAAAUGGAAAUGGAAAUGGAAUGGAAAUGGAAAUGGAAAUGGAAAUGGAAAUGGAAAUGGAAAUGGAAAUGGAAAUGGAAUGGAAUGAAAAAGAGUGGGAAGGGGAAAGGGAAAGGAGGGAGGGGAACGGAAGGAGGGUAGAUAGUUUAGGUGCGAUAUAA
Molecule: messenger RNA, 249 nt
Organism: Botrytis sinoallii
Lineage: Eukaryota; Fungi; Ascomycota; Leotiomycetes; Helotiales; Sclerotiniaceae
Exons: 1
Coding region: 1-249 (82 amino acids)
Source: RefSeq, a predicted model, not a curated record